AUGUCUUCCGCAACUGCAUACUCGACUGUCAGCUGCAUGGCUGACUAUGCUGCCUCUAAAUCGGCUGCGCUAGCGCUUCACGAAGGCCUUCAAACCGAGCUGAAACAUAUAUACAAGGCCCCUAAAGUACGGUGUACGGUAGUGUGUCCAUCACUGGUUGGUACCAAGAUGUUCACGGGCUUGAGCUCGCCCUCGAACUUUUUGAUGCCAGUUCUGACUCCUCAGGAGGUCGCCGGUGUCAUUUCCUCAGCAUUGUGGUCUGGAGAGGCUAGACAUAUUGAUCUCCCUUGGCUGAGCAAGGUUUUCAUGACACCCUUGAAGGGAGCCCCAGUAUUUUUGAGAAUGCUUAUGCAGGACGGCGCAGGAGACAGCAUGCAUUCGUUCGAUGGACAUAAAGUAAUAAAUUAGCGUAUCUAGCAU
Messenger RNA from Bipolaris maydis ATCC 48331, 420 nucleotides. RefSeq lists its product as uncharacterized. Lineage: Eukaryota; Fungi; Ascomycota; Dothideomycetes; Pleosporales; Pleosporaceae. Gene Ontology annotation, molecular function: oxidoreductase activity, acting on the CH-OH group of donors, NAD or NADP as acceptor. The record is from RefSeq and is a predicted model, not a curated record.